AUGGCGGAUCUGCUCUACCGUUUCAAGCGGUACAACCCCGGAAAAAAGCUCAACCUCAACUUCAUUGCCGAUCCUCCCCCUCUUCCUGAAGGCAUGACCGAAGAGAUGAUCGAGGACUACGAGGUAGAGGAUGCCCCAGACGAGGCUCCUGCUGAUGCCGAGGCCGGGGAGGCCACUGCCGAGGCCGAAGAGGCCGGUGCUUGA
Prunus armeniaca (apricot) is the source of this 204-nucleotide messenger RNA. The record is from the annotation of a GenBank genome assembly. NCBI's taxonomy places the organism in Eukaryota, Viridiplantae, Streptophyta, Magnoliopsida, Rosales, Rosaceae.